CGUGCCGUGACGUAGCGCUUUCUUCUCUGCUUGGUUCGCAGCACCGGACUGAGGUCUGUGGGGCUGCAGAGCUCUGAGUCUGGCAGUCAGCGCUGUGGAUCUCGGCGAGAUUUCGCGCUGCUCACCCUCGGCCAUUCACUGAUAAUCAGACCGGGUCGCCUUCCUAAGAUUCGGGAGGAACAAAGGAAUCAGGAAAAAGACGGUCGGCCCCCUGCCGCCUUGCUCCGAUUGGCUUCCUGUUCCGCUCGCUCUUGUCCGGAGGAGCUGGGUUUAUAAUCGUCACUGGAUUGUAAGUAUCCGAGGCGAAGAGAGCUCACUGCGCCCCGCUUUUUGACUGCCUUUGUUCCGGGAAAAUUUGUGGAUUGGGAGUGUCUGCUGGUGCCUUAACUUUCUGUGCUGCAAAGCAGUCUGCAGAAGCCGCCAUUUGCUUUCCUGCUCGCCAGCUCUCUGCGUUGCUCGGCAGCGGCAUCUAGAGGUUGGAACUUGGCAUUACAGCUAAUGUAUUUAAGUGGACCUAAGUGAAUAAGCAAGCCAGUGUCAGUAACAACUGCUGUUCAGUCCCAGUAUAUUUAAAAAGACUUGGUGCUUAAUUCAAAAUUAAGAAAAUGGACGCUUAGCUGCUGUAAUACUUAAAUAUUUUAAUUCAUAACAAACUUGGCUUUCUAACUGUUGCAAUAGCUGGAACUUUUUAGUGCAACAAGUGGUUAUUAGAGAAGUGUCACAAAAAUGAGUAAGAGCAAAGAUGAUGCUCCUCAUGAACUAGAGAGCCAGUUUAUCUUACGUUUACCUCCAGAAUAUGCCUCAACUGUGAGGCGGGCAGUACAGUCUGGCCAUGUCAACCUGAAGGACAGACUGACAAUAGAGUUACACCCAGAUGGACGUCAUGGAAUUGUCAGAGUGGAUCGUGUCCCACUGGCCUCAAAAUUGGUAGAUCUACCAUGUAUUAUGGAAAGUUUGAAAACCAUUGAUAAAAAAACCUUUUACAAGACAGCUGAUAUCUGUCAGAUGCUCGUAUCCACAAUUGAUGGUGAUCUCUAUCCUCCAGUGGAGGAACCAAUUGCUGCUGCUGCAGCUGCUGCAGCAGCUGCUGCUGAUCCCAAAGCAAGCAAAAAGAAGGAUAAGGACAAAGAAAAAAAGUUUAUAUGGAACCAUGGAAUCACUCUGCCUCUAAAAAAUGUCAGGAAGAGAAGGUUCCGGAAGACAGCAAAGAAGAAAUAUAUUGAAUCUCCAGAUGUGGAAAAAGAAGUGAAGCGUUUGCUGAGUACAGAUGCUGAAGCUGUCAGCACUCGUUGGGAAAUAAUUGCUGAGGAUGAAACAAAAGAAACAGAAAAUCAAGGCCUUGAUAUCUCUUCUCCAGGAAUGUCAGGCCACAGGCAGGGCCAUGACUCCUUAGAACAUGAUGAGCUUCGGGAGAUAUUCAAUGACCUCAGCAGCAGCAGUGAAGAUGAAGAUGAGACACAGCAUCAAGAUGAGGAAGAUAUAAACAUAAUUGACACUGAGGAAGACCUGGAAAGACAGCUACAGGACAAGCUAAAUACAUCAGAUGAACAGCACCAAGAAAAUGAGGGAACCAAUCAGCUGGUUAUGGGAAUUCAGAAACAGAUUGAUAACAUGAAAGGCAAGCUCCAAGAGACCCAGGAUAGGGCAAAACGACAGGAAGAUCUCAUCAUGAAAGUGGAAAACCUGGCUCUCAAGAACAGAUUUCAGGCUGUGCUGGAUGAACUCAAACAAAAGGAAGACCGAGAAAAGGAACAGCUCAGCUCUUUGCAAGAAGAGCUAGACUCACUUCUAGAAAAGUAAGAAGAGUUUUGAUACUUUAUUCUAUGGAGUAGUAAGCAUUAGAAGAAAAAUGUUGGCUUCAUCACCUGGACUGGCUGUAACUGCAGCAAUUCCUUUGCUGCCUUCUUUGAAUUUGUCUUACAGACUAUUAUAAAUGUGAAUUUCUAUUUCAUUUGUCUCUUAUUCUGUAGGAAGUAGGAAUAUAUGCAUAAAUGUAGGAAAGUUGUAAGAUUGGUGGAAUAAACAGUUCAACCUUAGUAAUCACAACUUCACUGCAGGACUUGACUGAUGUGUCUCCAUUUGCCAGAAGCUACUAUUGCUAGUCUGUGAUGCCAUCUGAGAUCAAUAAGAAGAGUAAUCUAGAGGCAGUGAAGCUAGUUUGCAUAUGUUUUAUUAUGCAGUGGUUAUUUUUCUAUAUGUAGAAUUACAAAUCAUUUUAUAAAGUUAUUUUAACACAAUAAAUAAAAACUAGUUUUCACCUCAGAAUGUGUCUUGCUCUUUUAGGGGUAGUGGGUGUCAGAUCCUCUUGUGAGGUGGUUUGUUGGUGAGGUGGUUUGGGCAUUUUGAUCCUGUUUUGUAGGGAAAGAAGCAGUUAUGUUGGGUUUUAAGAAAAAGAUAAACACAGU
This is a messenger RNA of Molossus molossus (Pallas's mastiff bat), 2405 nucleotides long. RefSeq names its product TATA-box binding protein associated factor 7 (gene TAF7). Gene Ontology annotation, molecular function: RNA polymerase II general transcription initiation factor activity. The coding region runs from base 727 to 1800 and encodes 357 amino acids. NCBI's taxonomy places the organism in Eukaryota, Metazoa, Chordata, Mammalia, Chiroptera, Molossidae. Gene Ontology annotation, biological process: regulation of transcription by RNA polymerase II; RNA polymerase II preinitiation complex assembly; transcription initiation at RNA polymerase II promoter. The transcript has a single exon. The record is from RefSeq and is a predicted model, not a curated record. Gene Ontology annotation, cellular component: transcription factor TFIID complex.